CCUUUUAUCAAAUGCUCACCACACAAUUGCGUUUAGCAACGACAAAAACGAAACUAAUAAAUAGUAAUCCUAUGGGAAUAGUCUUUGGCAAAACUUACAUAAUGGGAAUGGUUUUUGGUAAAAUCGCUGUCGAGACUCCCAAAUACACGGUGACCAAAUCCGGCGACGGUUAUGAAGUCCGUGAAUAUCCACCGGCCGUUGCGGCGGAGCUCACUUACGAUCCGUCGGAAUUCAAAGGCGACAAAGACGGCGGAUUUCAAGUCUUGGCUAAGUACAUAGGCGUGUUCGGGAAACCGGAGAACGAGAAGCCGGAGACGAUCGCGAUGACAGCUCCGGUGAUCACGAAGGAAGGAGAGAAGAUCGCGAUGACAGCUCCGGUGAUCACAAAAGAGGGGGAGAAGAUCGAGAUGACUUCUCCGGUUGUGACCAAGGAAGGAGGAGGAGGUGAAGGAGGGAAGAAGAAGAUGGUGACGAUCCAGUUUCUGUUGCCGGCGAUGUACAAGAAGGCGGAGGAGGCGCCGCGUCCGACGGAUGCGAGGGUGGUGAUUAGGGAGGAAGGAGGGAGAAAGUACGGCGUGGUUACUUUCAGUGGUAGGGCGGGAGAGAGUGUUGUGAGUGAGAAGGUGAAGAAGCUGACUAGUGAUCUCGAGAGAGACGGGUUUAAGAUCACCGGAGAUUUCGUCCUUGCUAGGUUUAAUCCGCCAUGGACUCUACCUCCGUUCAGGACCAACGAAGUUAUGAUUCCUGUUGAAUGAUAGAAACUGUAUCCCAAAGUUUAUAGCUUUUGGUCUCAAGAACUUGUUUUUUUCUUUUCUUUUCCACUUUGUGUUUUGUAGUUAAAAGUAACAGAAGAAUAAUGUAUACAAUGCAAGCUUUUGAUGAUUUAAAUUCUAGAGAAUGAACAUGGAUGGAU
Molecule: messenger RNA, 913 nt
Organism: Eutrema salsugineum
Lineage: Eukaryota; Viridiplantae; Streptophyta; Magnoliopsida; Brassicales; Brassicaceae
Product: heme-binding-like protein At3g10130, chloroplastic
Exons: 1
Coding region: 12-755 (247 amino acids)
Source: RefSeq, a predicted model, not a curated record